Messenger RNA from Trichobilharzia regenti, 526 nucleotides. The record is from the annotation of a GenBank genome assembly. NCBI's taxonomy places the organism in Eukaryota, Metazoa, Platyhelminthes, Trematoda, Strigeidida, Schistosomatidae.
GCCGAGUGGCGGGACGAGCUAAGCAGAAAUUUAUCGCAGAUCAGGAACCUAUACCUCACAAUCAAGAGGCCAGCACAAAGAAAUCGAAUUGAUUUAUACUAGCUGGUAAAAACGACAUUGGAUAUUGAAAGCCGGCAAAAAUAUAAAUCAAAGGUCAUCAUGGAAAUAAAUGACAAUGGUAAACGAAACCGAAAGUCACUGGAUACACUAGAGGAACGAAAACCUAGUGGAAGUGCAAACUAUUAUAUAAACAGUAUCAGGCCUGUACAGAUGGAUCCAGAUAAAUUUCCUGGCUUUUAUGUCUUUCAAGAAUCUGCGUUUGGAAAUAUGAUUCUACCAGGGAUUCCAAGGAGUGAAACAAAUAAAUGAUGAUGAUAUGUGAUAAUUAUGAACAAUAAAUUGUAUUCUAAACAUUAUUCAGUCGAAAAUAAACUGUUAUUGUACAGAUGAAUGAAUGACACGUUUUCAGCACUUGGCAUAUUUCUAUAAUAUAUAAAUCCUUUAGACUAUUUUUAAUUGUCUUUUA